ACAGAUCCCUUCUCAGUAGAAUUGAAUCACAAAGAUUUUUUGUCGGUACGAAUUUAUGUGAGGAAUGUGAAGUUUCGGAGAUUACGCUGGUCGGCGGCGCACAGAGCCGCCAGCAUCACCGCCGAUAUGGCACAUACCAUCAACUGCGGAUACUUUGUCAAUAUUUAGACGAUAUAUUGAGAGAGACUUACAAAUAUUACAUCUUUACAAUAUGUUAUUUUAUUCUUGAUACUGAUAUAUUUGACCAGGAUUUGUAUAAGAGUUAGAAAAAAGUUAAACAUUAUACAAAAAGCCAUAGUAUUCAGUCAAAAUGUACGCCCGAAGAAUCCAUUCAAGAUAUUUAGUGAGUUUUAUUACAAACUCAGUGUUUGUUCAACGAUUUCAUGACUGUUACUAUCUGUGGCACAGUUAAUGUACCAUAAUAUUGACUUUUCCAUCUACCAUUACCUUACUAAUAAAGUUAUCGACACUUAAACUGUUUCAAAUAACACUUGUUACAUUUAUCGCCGUUUACGACACAAGUAAACACAACUCCUUUAUUUUCGUGAAGUAAUUCUUUAUCUAUUUGAGCAUAUUGUCUGUCACCGUGGGAACAGCGUCCCGUUACUGCUAUCUUAUCUGAGAUAGCUCCGCUUGGCUCGCCUUUGUUGAGCGAUACCAGUGCCCACUUGAUGGCUUAAUUGGUCAACUUGCAUGUUUUGGCAUUUUUACGACUCGAAUUUGGAUGCAACUUAGUUUACUCAAAUUUGUAUUCUGUUCAAACAAAAUGCCCUAAAUAAGCUUGAGAUGAAAACAUGUUGUUAUUGAAAGCUCCAGAAAAAUAUGAAAAUUGUAUUUUAUGAGGCUGUUAUUUUAGGUCAACGACAAGAGAACAAACUAAUCAAAUGAGUUCGGAAAAAUUAAAUAAUAUACAAAGGGGCACAGCUAAUGUCGCGGGUUCUAGGUCACAUACUUGUAAGAUUCCAAACAAAUUGUUUGUAUUGAAAAGAAAUUACGCGCUUCAAUAAGAGGUUAAUUUACAAUAAUCUUACUUGUUAUUCAUCCCCAUGGAGACCGCCCAGCAGGCUCCGACCUUCACCUUGGGUUUAAUACUGCCGUCUAGACUGUACGAUUUCCUACCAAAAGCAAACGACUGAACUGUUCUCUGACUAAACAUCUCGUACACUGUGCUCUGUGUCAGAAUCCUUUCUAUUCCCAACAGAAGACACAAAGCAAUGUAUAUGAAACAAUCAGGAUCGUUCUCGUAUUUAAGGAAGUUUUUCUCGAAGGGUGAUUGUUAAGGAGUACUCUAGGGUAAGCUAUUAGGACCGCUGCUCUAAGGUGACCCCUUUGAAGGUCGUCUUUUAUACUAUUAAGUUGUUUACUCGACAAAGUUAUACGCAGUAAAUUGGGUAAUUGAAUUACUACUCUCGGAAUUUAGUUUAGGGGUGAUUGUGCGUAGAUUUGAGACAAACUUCGUGGUUCCUAAGGCGGGAUUAAUAGUCAAGAUGGAAAGGGUUUUGUAUUUAGUUCUUAAAGGGUAUUUUGCCGUCUUAAUAUAAAAUAUAACUAUCUAGACUUAAUCUUUGACCUUUAUAUCCUGAUACUAAGUAUAUUGCACUUCGCUUUUGUAUUAAAGUUGUUAAAAACAAAUUUAUAGAAUAUGAAACAUGUCUUUAUAAACGUUUGACGAAUUAAUACUGCAGUUUAAUGCGAUGCCUGUUGAUGUGUCCCAGCCGUGCCCUCUAUACAUAUUCAUUGCCCAAUAACAAUUGGUAUAAAAAAUAACGAGUCACCGACAGAUGACAGACGCACAUCACGGCUGGACACGUCAAAUGGAACAGUAAAAGCAACAAUAUAAUAUAAAGUAUAAGGGUGGGUUUUUUUCAAUGAAUAUUCUAUGCGAUGAUUAACAUAAUCGGAACAAGCUGCGAACCAGGACAGGCGUGUCACACUUGUAAAGAAACUAAUAAAAAUGCUAAAGUAAGUUUGGAAAUUCAUAAAAAAUUGACGGGAGUGAUGUUGGGUCGGGAGUUGGUGUUCUGUACACUAUUAUGUAAUCUUCGAAUAGUUCUGAAAAACCUGAAAUUGACAUAUAUUUCAUUGAUAAUACCGUGUACAACGAUUUAAUAAAAUACAGUUUUUAGACAAAGAAGAUAGAUCGAACUCGAUGACAAAAAUAAUUUGAUUGGUUUUAUUAUCUAUCCACGCACCCCUAAAGUGCGGCUAUAACUUUGAAAAUUAUUAAAAAAAACUUAUAAAAAAUUGUCUCGUGUCGAUGUGUUAUCUAAAUAGAUUGUAUUAUGCCUGUAGUGCUUUCGAUUAUCUGCCGUUUUUGUUGGUUUUAUCCUCCAAUGUUCAGAUACCUCGUAAUUGAUUCUUUAUUGCUUUUUGAUCGCUUUAGUAGCUGUUUUUGCUAGUUUACUUAAAUUAAGUUUAUUUAUAGCAGGUAUGUUAAUGUUCACAAAAUGUUUCAACUUAUAAACAUAAAAGGUAAAUGUAGUAGUUUCGUUAUUUUAGAAAUGUUAUUUGAUGUUGAUAUUCUCAUUUAGAUUAGUCAAAAAAAGCAAUUGGAAGUCAUUAAGUGAGCUUCGCGCGCAGUAUCACUUUAUCUCGAGUUCAUUACAAUAAUCUUGUCAGCGUCAUCAAGGGAACACUAAAUAAAUUCAUACGCUCAUACCGGCGCGGGCGCAACGAAUAUUCCGCCCAAAUUUGGGUGGUCCUGAUUACGGGUUGUCGCCGAGGCCACACACCUCAGGCCUCGUUACAACGUUCUGUUAGUCGCCAACAUAUUAACUUGUUCUAAAAUCACUUUAUUUGCAUCCUUUGAGAAUUUAAAUUCAUAAAUUUAUUGCUGAUUCUUCACGUUAUUGGAGGGUCCUCGAAGCUUUACUUACUAAUAAAAAAUCAUCGAGUGUUGACUGUAAAUCUUCGUAAUAAUGAUUCAAAAAGUUCACAACACGUCUUGGUAUGUUUGUUCUUAUAUGAAAGUAUAAAGGCUCGUUUUACUUUUCAGAACUGGGAUCGUUUCGUAAAGCGGUCGUAUUUGAAUUUUCUUAUUCUAAUAUGAAAUCUGUCAGAUGUAUUUUCUCUAACUUGUCAAAAUACAUAACAUGACAUAAUUCGGCCAUUGUAAAUUUUCUGUGACAUGAAUAAUGGAUUUGAAAGACGACGAGAAAUCAGCAAAUCCUCGGCAAUGUCCGCACGUUACCACCAGUCGUUAUUUUGAAUCUAAGGCAGGCCAUCUGUUUGUUAAGGACGUGAACCCUUUUAAUGGACCUGGAAACAAUGUAUGUGAAGUCAAACAAAACCAUAAAAAUAAACGAAAAAAUGAUGAAUUUAUAAACAUUUUCCAAAAUAAAACGCCUCAAAAUUCUACGGAGCUAAUGGAAGAAAUUAUGAAAAAUUACCCCGUCAAUAAUAGGCAUGUAUUCCUAACCGAUCAAUGCAACGAUACUUUUAUUCAAAAUGAAAUACGCGAAAGACCGUACUCGCAGCCAGCAAUAAACAUGAACAAUCUUCUGGAAGACCCAUACAUGACGUCUUGUUCGAAAGAUAUACCUCACUCGGCAAACAUCUCGUCCAAUCCUCCAGCCAAGUUUGAUGACUUCAAUGAAGAUGACAAUAGACAUGAGCAAUAUGCCGCUAACGAUAUACCUGCGGUACCUUUGACUGACGAACCUGGAAAAGCCGAGAAAACCACCUACUGUCGGCCCAUGAUGAAUUUGUACAAUCAGGAAUUUGUUUACAAAACCAUGCAAAGGAACGCGAGACUUCAAAGGUUAGUGAAAAGACUAGUCAUAGCACGAGAAAGUGAGAAACAAAGAGAAGCAUGGAAUAAUUACAUAAAUGAAUUAAAAAACAAACAUCGAUAUUACAGUAACGAGCCCAAUACAAUAUCACCCCAAUAUGUUCCCGACGAGCCCAACGCGAAUGAGUUAGUAGACGACUUUUGUAACACCAGAUACAACUGCCGUCAAUCUAAUCCGUGUCAACAUUUACUGAAAGAUAUUUAUGAGGUCCAGACUAACACGCCACCUAAUCCGUAUGAAACAUACCCUCGUGAAAAUGAUAACAUACCAUCGGAAUAUAGGGAUCCUUAUGAAACUAAUCGCUAUCGCUUUACGACUUCAUCUCAAGCUAAUUUGAUGAGAUGGGAUGUUGAAAGACAGUAUAACAAUUUUGUGAACGAUUGGCGUCCGCGACCACCCGGGGCACCUGGGGCACCCGGUGCACCCGGUAGGUAUUACCGCGGUAAUCGCAUAGUUGUGGAAAGGGAGUAUAAACGUCCUGAAGGAUCUAUUGACAAGAUACAAGCCACUAGGAAGCUUAGGACUACGUACUGUCAGCCUCCUUUCAAUAAAGCCUGUAAAUGCAGGAAGAGAAUGUUUCCUACCACGACUAACUCGAUUCCUGUACAAACCGAGUCACUGGAGUCCGUUUAUGAAGAGGAAACAGACUCGAAAGACCCACUUGCGUUGAGUAGAAAGGAAUCGUUUAAAGAUAAAUUUAGAAAAGUUACAAAUAACAUUGCGAAAUUAAAGAGUAAAAUACGUCGAAAUGAUGAUGACGACAUCAAAUCAAAGUCAUUGGCACAAAUAGAAGAUAAAAUUGAUACUCUAAUUCAAUCUAUAAAUUCGAUCAUGGUGGAUAUCAAAUCUAGCAAUACUCAUCGUCGUACCUACAAGACUGCCUCGGUAUCAUGCAGGUUUGUGUCAACUAGCCAUAACAAUUUGAACAGGAAUAAGAGUGCUCCAUACGGUAUGAUCAACAAUGAAGAGUAUCUAUGUGAGAUAGUGCAAAGCAGUUCUAGAAAUUUUCCUAUUUCUGAAUGUGGACCUAGCAGUAUACAGAAAAAAAGUAAUUCUAGCAAUAUGAAGAUGGACAACAUUAUUAUAGAAGAAUUGAGAAAGAGUGAUAGAGUUAAAAGAGAUAUAGAAGAUUUACUGAACUUACGCAGUGAUCGGAACUGUGCUGUGCAUAUAACAUUCGAUAUACCAACGAGAGAGACCGCGACUGAGGUGACAAAUUCGUUGUCUAAAACUAAACUCGAGUCGAGGAGUAAGGUCGUGGUCGAGGAGUUACGAUCAGACGAAUUCACAGAAGUGGACCGGGACACGCAGAUGACGAUAGCUGUGAACACGGAGCCACUCGGGCUGUUCGCUCUGCUGCGGAUCUCCACUGACACAGUGAAGCAGAUGCUCUCGUACGUGCCGAACCUCAACUACAACUCGUAUCUGUCGAUGCUUCAAGUGCCGGCUAAGAGGUGCGUGACGCACUACAUCUGCAACAUCUGCGGCGCUGCGUUCGGCCGCCCAUCACAGCUCAGUGAUCAUAUUGACCAACAUAACUUAGGAAAGACGAGGGAUUGUUGCGUGUGUCGUCAUACGUUGGACACUAAGAAGACUCGCGCAGGUCUAUUUGCUUGUCGGUACUGCGGACAGAGGUUCACCAGGGCUUACUGUUGCGAACUGCACCAGCAGACCUGCGCCAAGAUGUUAGGCCGGGUACACGACGUUAACUCUAGCCAUAUGCUACUCAGGUAGGGAGGUGGCAACAACGAAAACAUUUUCAGAAUUUGUUUGAUUUAUUUUUGUGACAAAUUAAUUUGAAGUUAUUUCACAUUUAAUAGUGUUUUAUCGUCACAAAUAUUUCGAUUCUGGCAUUUAUUGAAAACAUUAACUUAAUUCUGAAUUUUACGUUCGACUGGUAGGUAUUGUGUUUGGGGAAACGCGGGUCUGUGAUAAAAUAUUUUAUUGCUUGAUAAUAUUGUAGAAAUUGUUUAAAAGUGUCACACGUUGUCUCCACCGCGACGUCAUUAAAACUGAAUGGAUAUCGGAGAAAAUUAACAACUGAUAAACUAUUUAAUAUGAUGUGUGUAUUAUUAUAAAUAAAUGGUUGUAUUAUUCAA
Trichoplusia ni (cabbage looper) is the source of this 5890-nucleotide messenger RNA. RefSeq lists its product as uncharacterized. The transcript is spliced from 2 exons. Lineage: Eukaryota; Metazoa; Arthropoda; Insecta; Lepidoptera; Noctuidae. The record is from RefSeq and is a predicted model, not a curated record. Bases 3135 to 5525 code for a protein of 796 amino acids.